GGUAAACACAAUGGAAGCUGGAAGAGAGUAGUUGUUUUAAUGGAAUUUCUUGUGAUUUUCAGCGGUUAUUGAGUGAUAUGUUGUAUUAGAAACCAUGUAAUUUGCGGUGUUUGAAGAGAGAGAUCUGAGGUGUGCGGGCGGACGAUGGGCGUGUGGGCGGACUGGUGGUGGUGGUGCGCGAGGCCCGGGCGCCUGCCUCGCGCCGCGCCCCUCUCCAUCCUCCUGGCCACGGUCCUCACCAUCAUCUCUCUCCUGUUCCUCCUCAACGCCAAAGCCUUGAGUCGUCACCCGACCCCACGCCAGGUGCUGGACAUGGGCGACCAUGACUUCGAGGGCGCCCCGCAGCACCACCCAGACCUUGUGUCCUACAUCAGGCAGCUGCACCUGCUGUCGCCGAAGGGGGCCUCGGCGCCGUACGCGCUCAGUCGACCCAACGCCACCGACUUCUCGCAGAACGGGCAGAGCAAGGAAGUCGAGAAGGUUCUCAAGGGGAAGCGCGGCGGAGUGUUCGUGGAGGCCGGCGCUUACGACGGGGAGCAGCUGAGCAACACGCUCUACCUGGAAAGGAACCUCGGCUGGAAGGGCCUCCUGGUGGAGCCCGACCCGUGGAACUUCUGGUCGCUCAGGAAGAAGGGCAGGAAGGCCCACCUGGUGAACGCGUGUCUUUCCCCCAGCCCCUACCCCAGGGAGGUUACCUUCAAGCAAAGCGACACCAUGGGCCACAUAGCGAGCCAGGGCGAGGAGGCCAACCGGCGGGGGAUCUUCACCAGGGUCAAGUGCUUCCCUCUGUACUCGCUCCUCCUCGCCAUCAACACCACGAAGGUUGACCUUCUCUCCCUCGACGUAGAAGGAGCAGAGCUACAGGUACUGAAAACACUUCCCUGGGAGAAGGUGCAGAUCCAGGUGCUGUGCAUCGAGCACCGGCACAUCCCCGAGGGCAGUCAGGCCCUAAGAACCUACCUGGAGGAACGAGGCUACGCCCUGCAUACUUCAGUUGGCGAUGAUUACAUCUUCGUCAGAAAAGACCUAGAGAAGAUCCCACAAGAAGAUUUGCUGUAGAGGGUCGCACACCCGUGGAUGUUAUAUGAACAACAUGGACAGAAGCUUUGUAUGAUGGUGUUCACGUCCAGAGAGUUUGCGUGAUACUCGCAGAGAACUACUUAAUGUACUAUGUAUCUGCGUGUGAAGUAUGGUGAAUUUGUCUGUAUACGAGAAGCCGCUUAAUGUCUCAUCUUUACCGCUUACACAAACUAGAUGAUUACAUUACUGUUAAGGCGGCAUAAGGUUGUGAAUACUCUGUGAUAGUUCGCGACGAUUUUCAUAAAUGUACACUUUUCAUAUACAACUUUUUAACGCACUUUUUGAAUGACAGUGAAUACGUUUCGAGUGAAAUGUAAUUACUGUCAUCAAACAGAAUCUCCAGAUCCAUAGGCUGUACGAAGUUUGUACUUACUACCAUUUUUAACCUUGUCGUAGGUUUUAAUUGUAUGUUUAUACGGAUGAAGUGGACUGUACCGAAAUUAAAUUAUAAUGUGUCUUGAUUCAUUGUUUCUUGUAAAUAUAUUUAAGGAUUUUUUACAGGUACGCAAUAUCAUAAUUUUUCCUUGUCGAAUGAUGAUUAAUUGUUGCAAAAUAUGUUUCUAUAUUCAUUUUUUAAAUUUCUUUCUUAUCGAGGCGAAGGUGCACUCGGUCGGUUAAGGAUAACAGACUGUAUGCAGCAAUUAUCAUAACCAACCAUUUACUUAACAAGUGAUUAUCAUAACUAACCUGUCAGUUUCCAAUUGCUUUUCGUCGACAAAUAUGUCACCAAUCACUCUCUCUCUCUCUCUCUCUCUCUCUCUCUCUCUCUCUCUCUCUCUCUCUCUCUCUCUCUCUCUCUCUCUCUCUCUCUCUCUCUCUCUCUCUCUCUCUCUCUCUCUCUCUCUCUUUUUGUCUCUGUCUGUGUUUGUCAGUCUGUCAGACUUGAUUGUUAGCAAAUGUGUCUCCAACCUGUCACCGUGCCAUUAGUCAUCACCAACCUGUCAGUCACAUCUUUACCUCGAUAAGAAAACAGAGCAUAAUGUUUGGAUAUCCACUGCUUGCGCAAUUUUUCUACGCAGGUGCCUUAUUCAACUCUAUGCUUACAGGAACAUAGAAGUGCCUUAAUAGGACUCGGAGAAUUUUUGUCAAUGAAUAUUGUAAAGUAAUAAGAAACGGCGGGGGAAUAUCUGGCAGCGAAAUGCCAUAGUGAAAAUCCAUACGUUUGGCAGUGCCGAAGCUUCCUGUAGAAAAGGGAAAGGAACCUGAUGUUGUGCAUUCCAUGUUGAUGUCAGUAUGGUGUUAUCUUUUUUCUACGGAAAGUAACUGGUUUCGGUUUUGAAUAAAAAUACAGCAAAUAUU
Messenger RNA from Penaeus monodon (black tiger shrimp), 2379 nucleotides. RefSeq names its product protein Star-like. The transcript has 6 exons. Bases 145 to 1059 code for a protein of 304 amino acids. Lineage: Eukaryota; Metazoa; Arthropoda; Malacostraca; Decapoda; Penaeidae. The record is from RefSeq and is a predicted model, not a curated record.